This is a messenger RNA of Apiotrichum porosum, 966 nucleotides long. RefSeq lists its product as uncharacterized. Bases 1 to 966 code for a protein of 321 amino acids. NCBI's taxonomy places the organism in Eukaryota, Fungi, Basidiomycota, Tremellomycetes, Trichosporonales, Trichosporonaceae. The record is from RefSeq and is a predicted model, not a curated record. The transcript is spliced from 3 exons.
AUGCCCCACACUCCUCCAGACGAGUACAUCCCUGGAGAGGCCAAAGCCCUAGCUGCGGAAGCCCCAGUGCGCGUCUCGGUCUUGGACCCGCCAGAGGACGACGAGGACGAGGCCUUUUCAAUCACACGUCCACCCAGCCAGCGUCGCCUCUGGGAGGCCGCUCAAUGCCUCUUGACGGACGAGACCGGCAAGGAGGUGACGUUUGGCUCACUCAUGCCCUCAUGGCCUGAGGGCCUGGGACCAAGUCAGCGUGACGCGAGCUUGACUCCUCGCACAAUCGUCCUUUUCAUCAGACACUUUUGGUGCGGGUCCUGCCAGGACUAUAUGCUCCAUUCGGUCGCCAAGCUCGACCCCGAGGUGCUUGAGAAGCAUAAUGUAAAGGUCGUAGUCAUUGCUUGCGGAGGGUGGAAGACUAUCAAGAGCUACCGCAGUCUGUUCAAAUGCCCGUUCCCAAUGUACGCCGACAGCCCGCGCAAGCUGUACACGUUGAUGGGAAUGAUCCGGCCUCUGCCAUUGGGGGGAGACCCGUCCCAGGUCAUGCCGUACAACCAAGGGGGUAUCGCGCAUGCGACGUGGCAAGGUAUCUCGAGCGGCCUCACCCGCCUCCAUCAGUCAUAUCCGGGUUACUGGAAGCAGCUCGGUGGCGAGUUUGUCUUUUCGCCCAAGUACCAGUGUGACUUUGCCCAUCGUAUGACGUAUGGAACGAACCACAUGGAGGCUGUAGACGUGCUCAAGUACGCUGGGCUGGACGAGGACGCUCGACGUGCUGCCGUCCAUGGGCAAGAGCCUGCGACUGCCACUGACACCAGCACGACCGCUGUCCCAACCGAAUGUGCCAUUGACGUUGCCGAGCCUGUCGAGCCCCCGGACGCCGACAAGAACGACCUGGACCGCCGGUUUGCCGAGGAGAUGGCUAGAGACAAGAAAAGGGACGAGGAACUCGAGCGUGGCGUAAGUGCAGCGUAG